Molecule: messenger RNA, 4500 nt
Organism: Microcebus murinus (gray mouse lemur)
Lineage: Eukaryota; Metazoa; Chordata; Mammalia; Primates; Cheirogaleidae
Gene: LRP8
Product: LDL receptor related protein 8
Biological process (GO): receptor-mediated endocytosis
Cellular component (GO): signaling receptor complex; plasma membrane; apical plasma membrane
Molecular function (GO): protein binding; calcium ion binding; hormone binding
Source: RefSeq, a predicted model, not a curated record
GGGUGCGCGGGCGCGGCGGCCGAGCCCCGGGCCCGCCAUGGGCCGCCCCGAGCGGGGCGCGCUCCGGCCGCUGGCGAUGCUGCUGCUGCUGCUGCGGCUCCAGCAUCUCGCGGCGGUUGCAGAGCCGCUGCACGGCGGCCAAGGGCCAGUCAAGGAAUGCGAAGAGAACCAAUUCCGGUGCCGGAAUGAGCGCUGCAUCCCCUCCGUGUGGAGAUGCGACGAGGACGACGAUUGCUCGGACAACAGCGACGAGGACGACUGCCCCAAGACAACCUGUGGGGACAGCGACUUCACCUGUGACAACGGCCACUGCAUCCGCGAGCACUGGAAGUGUGACGGCGAGGAGGAGUGUCCCGAUGGCUCCGAUGAGUCUGAGACCACCUGCACCAAGCAGGUGUGCCCCGAAGAGAAGCUGAGCUGUGGACCCGCCAGCCGCAAGUGCGUGCCGGCCUCGUGGCGCUGCGACGGGGAGAAGGACUGCGAGGGCGGAGCGGACGAAGCCGGCUGUGCCACCUUGUGCGCCCCGCACGAGUUCCAGUGCAGCAACCGCUCGUGCCUGGCCGCCGUGUUCGUGUGCGACGGCGACGACGACUGCGGCGACGGCAGCGACGAGCGCGGCUGCGCCGACCCGGCCUGCGGGCCCCGCGAGUUCCGCUGCGGCGGCGACGGCGGCGCCUGCAUCCCCGAGCGCUGGGUCUGCGACCGCCAGUUCGACUGCGAGGACCGCUCGGACGAGGCGGCCGGGCUCUGCGGCCGCGCCGGCCCGGGGGCCACGUCCGCGCCCGCGGCCUGCGCCGCCGCCUCCCAGUUCGCCUGCCGCAGCGGCGAGUGCGUGCACCUGGGCUGGCGCUGCGACGGCGACCGCGACUGCAAGGACAAGUCGGACGAGGCCGACUGCCCACUGGGUACCUGCCGUGGGGACGAGUUCCAGUGUGGGGAUGGGACUUGUGUCCUUUCAAUCAAGCGCUGCAACCAGGAGCAGGACUGUCCAGACGGGAGUGACGAAGCUGGCUGCCUACAGGAGUCAACCUGUGAGGGUCCCCGCAGAUUUCAGUGUAAGAGUGGCGAGUGCGUGGACAGCGGGAAAGUGUGUGAUGCUCAGAAGGACUGCCGGGACUGGUCAGAUGAGCUCCUGAAAGAGUGUGGGCUGAACGAGUGUCUGCACAACAAUGGCGGCUGCUCCCACAUCUGCACGGACCUCAGGAUUGGCUUUGAGUGCACCUGCCCAACGGGUUUCCGGCUCCUGGACCAGAAGACCUGUGGCGACAUCGACGAGUGUGAAGACCCAGAUGCCUGCAGCCAGAUCUGUGUCAACUACAAGGGCUACUUUAAGUGCGAGUGCCACCCUGGCUACGAGAUGGACACACUGACCAAGAACUGCAAGGCUGUUGCUGGCAAGAGCCCAUCCCUCAUCUUCACCAACCGGCAUGAGGUGCGGAAGAUAGACCUGGUGAAGCGGGACUACUCUCGCCUCAUCCCCAUGCUCAAGAAUGUUGUGGCACUAGAUGUGGAAGUUGCCACCAAUCGCAUCUACUGGUGUGACCUGUCAUACCGCAAGAUCUAUAGCGCCUACAUGGACAAGGCCAGUGACCCGGCCGAGCAAGAGGUCCUCAUCGACGAGCAGCUGCACUCCCCGGAGGGCCUGGCGGUGGACUGGGUGCACAAGCACAUCUACUGGACCGACUCGGGCAAUAAGACCAUCUCAGUGGCCACAGUUGAUGGCGGCCGCCGCUGCACCCUCUUCAGCCAUAACCUCAGUGAACCCCGGGCCAUUGCUGUCGACCCUCUGCGAGGGUUCAUGUAUUGGUCUGACUGGGGGUACCAGGCCAAGAUCGAGAAGUCUGGGCUCAACGGUGUGGACCGGCAAACACUGGUGUCAGACAACGUUGAAUGGCCCAAUGGAAUCGCCCUGGAUUUGCUGAACCAGCGCUUGUACUGGGUGGACUCCAAGCUCCACCAGCUGUCCAGCAUCGACUUCAGUGGCGGCAACAGAAAGAUGCUGAUUUCCUCCACCGACUUCCUGAGCCACCCUUUUGGGAUCGCUGUGUUCGAGGACAAGGUGUUCUGGACAGACCUGGAGAAUGAGGCCAUUUUCAGUGCAAAUCGGCUCAAUGGCCUGGAAAUCUCCAUCCUGGCUGAGAACCUCAAUAACCCACAUGACAUUGUUAUCUUCCAUGAGCUGAAGCAGCCAAGAGCUGCAGAUGCCUGCGAGCUGAGUGCCCAGCCUAAUGGAGGCUGUGAGUACCUGUGCCUUCCUGCUCCUCAGACCUCCAGCCACUCUCCUAAGUACACGUGUGCCUGUCCGGACACAAUGUGGCUCGGCCCAGACAUGAAGAGGUGCUACCGAGCACCUCAAUCUACCUCAACUACGACGUUAGCCUCUGCCACAACGAGGACAGUACCCGCCAUCACAAGAGCCCCUGGGACCACCGUCCACAGCCCCACCUACCAGAACCGCAGCACAGAGACACCAAGCCCGGCGGCUGCGGUCCCAAGCUCAGUUAGUGUCCCCAGGGCUCCCAGCAUCAGCCCGUCUACCCCAAGCCCUGCAACCAGCAACCACUCCCAGCACUAUGGGAAUGAAGAUGGUAAGAUGGGCUCAACGGUCACUGCUGCUGUCAUUGGGAUCAUCGUGCCCAUAGCGGUAAUAGCCCUGCUGUGCAUGAGUGGCUACCUGAUCUGGAGAAACUGGAAGCGGAAGAACACCAAGAGCAUGAAUUUUGACAACCCAGUAUACAGGAAAACAACAGAAGAAGAAGAUGAAGAUGAGCUCCAUAUAGGGAGGACUGCUCAGAUUGGCCAUGUCUAUCCUGCAGCAAUCAGCAGCUUUGAUCGCCCACUGUGGGCAGAGCCCUGUCUUGGGGAGACCAGAGAACUGGAAGACCCAGCCCCUGCCCUCAAGGAGCUUUUUGUCUUGCCGGGGGAACCAAGGUCACAGCUGCACCAACUCCCGAAGAACCCUCUUUCCGAGCUGCCUGUCGUCAAGUGCAAGCGAGUGGCAUUAAGCCUUGAAGAUGACGGACUACCCUGAGGAUGGGACCACCCCCUUCGUGCCUCAUGGAAUUCAGUCCCACGCACUACACUCUCUGGAUGGUGUAUGACUGGAUGAAUGAGUUUUUAUAUAUGGGUCUGUGUGUGUGUAUGUGUGUGUGUAAUUUUUUUUUUAAUUUAUGUUGCGGAAAGGUAACCACAAAGUUAUGAUGAACUGCAAACAUCCAAAGGAUGUGAGAGUUUUUAUAUGUAUAAUGUUUUAUACACUUUUUAACUGGUUGCACUACCCAUGAGGAAUUCAUGGAAUGGCUACUGCUGAGUGACUAACAUAAUGUACAUAACCAAAUGGGGGCCGAUGGUACAGUACCUUACUCAUCAUUUAGAAACUAUAUUUACAGAGGAUGUUUGAUUUGGGGGGACUUUUUAGGUUUAGGGGUUUUGUUUUUUGUAAAUAAGAUGAUUAUGCUUUGUGGCUAUCCAUCAACAUAAGUAAAAAAAGAAAAACCACUUCAACUCCCUCCACCAUUUAGAUUAUUUAUUAACAUAUUUCAAAAAUAAGGUUAGUUCUAUAAGUAAUUUAGAGAAGUGAGAGUAUUUAUUUUUUGUAUGAUUGGCCCACCAUGCAGACUCUGUGUGUGUACAUGACUGCGUGUUUCUAUGUGUAUGUGUGUGACAGAGAAAAAUCUAUAGAGAAGAGGCACACCUAUGGCUAUUGUUCAAAUACGUAAAGAUAACUUUAUUUUAAAGCAGUCCACAAGAGGGGUAUCCAUAGUUUUCAGAGAUAACUUAGGAAAUUAGACUCAGAAAGCAUACCGUGGUUUGUGCAAACACGUAGUGGAAGAGGUAGAUAUUUCCAUGUCUGGUUGUUCCUGAGACUCUAGUAGGUCAGGAAAAGCCAUGGCUGCUGUGACUUCCACCUGGGCUUUCUUGGCUGUGGCUAAGGUCAGUGUACAGACAUUACACAGUGCCAGAGCUCUCAUGAACUGGAGAUAGAACAGGCCUAAAUCUCAACUACUCUUUGUCUUAAAGUUCAGCUCUUUGAGUAACUUCUUCAAUUUCUUUCAGGACACUUGGGUUAAAUUCAGUAAGUUUCCUCUGAAACACCCAGAAGGGUGCCACUUUACCUACAGAGCUAAGUGGAGAUGUUUCCAGAAAGGGCCAAGUUUACUGUAGAGAAUGGCCCAGGCACUGAACCUCUGAGACAUGCCGUGGAUGAGGAUAAGGACGGUGGAAUAGAUUUUAUUACAUCUCUUAUUACAUCUCCCUUCCCCUCAUUCUCUGCCAUUUCCUUUAGGUAGGGAAAACAUUUUAAAGUAAUAAAUAGGUUUCUUACCAUCAUACAUUCAUGUAGAUGAAACUAAUUUUUGGCUUAAGUCAGAAAAAGUAGCCAAACCUGAAGUCAUAUUUGAGGGGGGAAAUGGCAUACACGCUAUUAUAGUAUAUUGGAUAUAUAUGUUCACACAGAAAUUUGGUUUACUACUUUGUAAAUAAAAGGAAAAAUUCUGGGUA